Cokeromyces recurvatus is the source of this 2661-nucleotide messenger RNA. RefSeq lists its product as uncharacterized. The transcript is spliced from 10 exons. Bases 1 to 2661 code for a protein of 886 amino acids. Gene Ontology annotation, molecular function: ATP binding; ATP hydrolysis activity. The record is from RefSeq and is a predicted model, not a curated record. Lineage: Eukaryota; Fungi; Mucoromycota; Mucoromycetes; Mucorales; Mucoraceae.
AUGUCAAAAAGAGAACGUUCACCCAAUUUCUUCGAAGAGGAUGAUGACGAUUUAGACUAUCUUAUUGAAACAAGCAUUGAAAAUAAUGCAAAUGAUAUUGUUGGAUUAGAUGAGUUUAUGAAGCAAAAGCCUACAUUUACUUCAAAACCGUCAGAAAAUGCUAAUAACAUGCUUAAUGAUUCAUUAAAUUUCAACGAUGAUGUUAUAAUGGAUACAUUCGAUGAUGAUUUCGGAAAUGAUUCGUUAUUUGAUAUAAAUAAUUCAUCUACAUUAACUUAUCCUUCAACACCCCCACCCACUCAUUCUGUUAUAAAUGCUAUGGAUGAUAUGUAUCUUUCCGACGUUGAAUUAACACUCCCCGAGCCAUCACUACUUAUGCAGCAUACCAAUCACUAUCAAACUACUGUUAAAAAAUCUACAGAUUAUACAGUUGUUCCUGAAACAGGGGCAUUUGUUACAGCAACUUGUCCUAGAACAGGUCAAUCACUCUAUUUUAUCAAGAGAACACCUAUGGAAAAUAAACACAAAAUGACAAACUUAUUUAAAGAUAUAAUCGCUAAUACACCAGGACGUAAAAGUUUAUUAGCGAGACCUAUUUGGCAAUUACGAGAGGAUAUUGAAAGAAAAAAUAGAGAAGAAUUGAAAAGGAUUGAAAAAGAAAUUGAAAAUGAAAAAAACUCGAGACAGAAAAAGAAGAAGAAGACAGAGAUUGAUUCAACCAAAUUAUGGGUAGAUAAAUAUCGACCUGAAAACUAUAUGGAUUUGAUGGGCGAUCAACGUUUAAAUCGAGACGUAUUACGAUGGGUCAAACAAUGGGAUUAUUGUGUAUUUAAGAAAAAGCCUCGAGAAGAAUCACAGCGUGACCAACAGAUGAAACAGUAUCGAAAUACGUUUGGAAAGGAGCCUCGUUAUGCUAAAAAGGAAAUUGAAAAGAAUAAUGAUCCAUUACUUCGACCUGAAAAAAAGAUUUUGUUAUUGUCGGGACCACCUGGUUUUGGUAAAACUACUUUAGCACAUAUUGUAGCAAAACAAGCAGGAUACAAUAUUGUGGAGGUAAAUGCUAGCGAUGAUCGUACAGGAGAAGUUGUGAGGUCAAAAAUUAAAUCAGCAUUAGAAAUGCAAGCUAUUAUUAAGAAUGAAACAGCUUCAGGCAAGGUUCAUAUGGUGCAAAAACCGAAUUUACUGAUUAUAGAUGAAAUUGAUGGUGCCAGUAGUGGUGGAGGAGGAGAGAGCUUUAUUAAGCAAUUGGUUCAGUUGGCUACAGUUGAAAUUAGUGAAAAUAGCAAGAAAGGAAAACAAAAAGGACAAAAGCCGUUAAUGAGACCCAUUAUUUGUAUUUGUAAUGAUCUCUAUGCUCCUGUAUUGCGUCCUCUUCGUAUGAUCGCUAAAUUAGUUCAAUUCAAAAAGGUGCCUAUGAUGUCUAUUGCUAAACGAUUACAAGAUAUCUGUGAUUAUGAAGGUUUAGAUAGCGAUUUAAGGACAUUAUGUCUUUUAGCCGAAACAACAGAUGGUGAUGUUCGAAGUUGUCUAAAUACAUUACAGUUUGUUAGAGGGAAGAGUAAAGUGUUCACUAAAGAUAUGAUAGAUGAGGCAAGUGUUGGUAAAAAGGAUAUGUCAAAAUCAUUAUUUUCUAUUUGGGAGGAACUCUUCUGUGCGCCGAAUGCACGUCAUAAAAAUUCUGCGAACAAGAAUGAAUUCGACAACAAUAAAUAUCUUGAUCGUCUAUACAACUCAGUUAUAUCCAACGGUGAAUUUGAACGUCUUUUACAAGGAUGUUUCGAAUCUUAUCCUUUGAUGAAAUUUCACGAUGUUGCACUUCAAAAAUGUCGUUUUAUGGCUGAAUGGCUUCAUUUUUACGACCAAGUCAAUUACAGAACCAAUGAACGACACGAAUAUGAAAUGUAUAAGUAUUUGCCAUAUCCUAUAGUUAAUUUUCAUCGUUUCUUUGCAGGAUCGACAAGUCAAGAACAUCGUGUCGAAUAUCCUAAAAUUGAUUAUGAAGUAUAUUCAACAAGAAAAUCGUUUGAGAAUCUUGUGUCUGUAUUUAUGGCAGGUGUACAUCCACAUAAGCGACGUUAUUUAAAUAAGGAUUUGAUUGUACACGAAUUAGUGCCCUUAUUGAUGCAUGUAAUAUCACCUGAAUUAAGACCUGUAAAUCAGAAAUUAAUUAAGCCAGCAGAAAAGGCUCAGUUAACACGAUUAGUCAAUAUUAUGAUUGAGUUUGGUUUAUCCUUUAUCCAAGAGAAGGGUGAAGAUGGGCAAUUUAUUUUUAAACUUGAACCACCUAUUGAACAACUUUUGUAUUUUGAACUGUCAAAUCCAAAAUCUAUUUUACCUAAACAAUACGCUGUUCGACAAAUGAUUUCUCAUGAAGUUGAAACUGAAAUUCUAAGAAGAAGAGAAGAAGCAAAUAAGGCACGUAAUAAAGGAAAACAGAAACCAAUUGAAAGUGCAACUACAAUGAAAGAAAAGAUAGUUAAGGAAAAGCAGAUUUCUUUAGACUUCUUUGGUCGUGUUAUUAAACCUAAUGUAGAGAAAAUAUCAUCUAGAAAUACUAAUAUGGAAGUGGAUACGCCUGCUGCUCAUGUUAGCUAUCGAUACCAUGAAGGUUUUUCAAAUGCUGUGAGAAAACCAAUGACUGUACAAAUGUUUUUAUCUUAA